Messenger RNA from Clupea harengus (Atlantic herring), 7515 nucleotides. It is a transcript of the gene tgfbr1b, whose product is annotated as transforming growth factor, beta receptor 1 b. Gene Ontology annotation, cellular component: signaling receptor complex; plasma membrane. NCBI's taxonomy places the organism in Eukaryota, Metazoa, Chordata, Actinopteri, Clupeiformes, Clupeidae. The record is from RefSeq and is a predicted model, not a curated record. Gene Ontology annotation, biological process: transforming growth factor beta receptor signaling pathway; heart development; protein phosphorylation. Gene Ontology annotation, molecular function: ATP binding; SMAD binding; transforming growth factor beta receptor activity, type I.
CAGUCUGAGGUGGUUUACUCAGUCUGGGCGGGGUGUGGUGGCAGCCCCAGCCAAUCAGGCAUUUUUUUCACGGGCAGACUAGCGAGCGAAGUUGACUGUGAGACAACCAGUCUAGAGUAAGUCUGAUUUCAGGAUGGAUGCAAUACCUUGUUGUCUCAUAUUUUCGCUCAUGUUCUUUGGAACUGGGAUUCAAGAAACGGAAGCCUUGCAAUGCUACUGCCAGCGCUGCCCCAACUCCACCUGCUACACGGACGGCCUUUGCUACGCCUCCAUCACCAAAUCGGGCAACCAGCAGAUCAAGCGGCAGAGCUGGUGCCUGCGUGACAACGAGCUCAUCCCCCGCGACCGCCCCUUCGUCUGCGCCCCCUCCACCAAGGACAACACCGGCAUCUACCCCAUGUGCUGCAGUACCGACCUCUGUAACAAGAACCCCAACCUCAGCUUUCCCGUUCCUACGGUGAAGCCCCCCUCUCUGGGUCCGGUGGGCCUGGCGGCAGUGAUCGCGGUGCCGGUGUGUGUCCUCUGCUUCAUGCUGGUGACGGUCUUCUACUUCUGCCACAGCCGCUCCGUCAUCCACCACCGCGUGCCCAACGAGGAUGACCCCUCCAUGGACCACCCCUACAUCACCGUGGGAACCACCCUCAAGGACCUCAUCUACGACAUGACCACCUCCGGAUCUGGCUCAGGUCUGCCGUUGCUGGUGCAGAGGACCAUUGCCAGGACCAUCAUCCUGCAGGAGAGCAUCGGGAAGGGCCGCUUUGGCGAGGUGUGGCGGGGGAAGUGGCGCGGGGAGGAGGUGGCAGUCAAAAUCUUCUCGUCCCGCGAGGAGCGCUCCUGGUUCCGCGAGGCCGAGAUCUACCAGACCGUCAUGCUCCGCCACGAGAACAUCCUGGGCUUCAUCGCCGCCGACAACAAAGAUAACGGGACCUGGACUCAGCUGUGGCUGGUGUCUGACUAUCACGAGCACGGUUCUCUGUUCGACUACCUGAACAGGUACACGGUGACGGUGGAGGGCAUGAUCAAGCUCUCCCUGUCCACAGCCAGCGGCCUCGCCCACCUGCACAUGGAGAUCGUCGGCACGCAAGGCAAGCCGGCCAUUGCUCACCGGGACCUGAAGUCCAAGAACAUUCUGGUGAAGAAGAACGGCACCUGCUGCAUCGCUGACCUGGGCCUGGCAGUGCGCCACGACUCCGCCACCGACACCAUUGACAUUGCGCCCAACCACCGAGUCGGCACCAAGAGGUAUAUGGCCCCUGAGGUUCUGGACGACUCGAUAAAUAUGAAGCAUUUUGAGUCGUUCAAGAGGGCAGACAUCUAUGCCAUGGGCCUUGUUUUCUGGGAAAUAGCCAGCAGGUGUUCGAUCGGAGGUAUCGUUGAAGACUACCAGCUGCCGUACUACGACCUGGUGCAGUCAGACCCCUCCGUGGAGGAGAUGCGCAAGGUGGUGUGUGAGCAGAAACUUCGACCGAACAUUCCCAACCGGUGGCAGAGCUGUGAGGCACUCCGGGUGAUGGCAAAGAUCAUGAGGGAGUGCUGGUAUGCUAACGGCGCUGCCCGGCUAACCGCUCUACGCAUCAAGAAGACCCUGUCUCAGCUCAGUCAUCAGGAGGGCAUCAAGAUGUAGAGGCCCCCCACCCCCAAACCAACCUACCAACCCCACCCAACCAACCCCACCCUUCAGAGCCACAGACUCUGCCAGCAUCACUUAAACACUUACUCUCAUUGUAAUUAUCCGUAUGGUUUAUUAUUGUUAUCAUGAUCGUGAGAAGGCACUUUGGUCCUCCCUGAUAGUGACGAAGACCACUAAACCGGGCAACUGACGGGUGUAUCUCUUGUUUCGUAACCUCUGUGGAGUGAUGGUCAGUCCUCUCUAUCAGGAUGGCGAGGCAGAGAUCUUUGAGAGAACAGGGGUAACGGGAGGGGUGAUCAGAAAGCAGCAGGUUGGACCUCAGUGGACCUCAGUGCGCCCUUCUGCCACCAUCAAUGACCCUUCUCAUGGUGCGCAAGCGACCCUUGUCCGCAUCCUCGUUUAUGAUUGGUCAGAUCGCAGCUGUGCUGAGGGUGAACCGAGACGUGUGCUCAUGAUUGGCUGUUAGCCCACCUCAGUUCCCCAGUUAGCAAUGCGCUCGGCCAAACAGGACGGACGCACCGAAACAGCGAGCCUUACCGGGGUCUUAGGCCACGGCGGGAGAUGUGCGGGAGUCAGGCGAGGAUGGCCCCUCUUUGGAUGAACAGGGACCAGCCUGCUAUCAAUGCUGUUCUUCAAAGACUGAAUGAAAUAUUUACGUUUGUUCUGCUUUUGUUUGUUUUUCUUUCUCUGAAAAAAAAGAACUGAUCGCUCCGUGGAACACUUUGCACCUUUUUUUUCUCCACGUGAUUAUGUUCUUAUACUCUUUCACCGCUGCGGUCUUCAGGUCAGUAUAACUUAGUGUAACUUAUUUGUCAUAACUAUUUUUCUUUUUUCAAACAAACUGGACAUGACCUCAUUUUCACUCUUGGCAAACAUGCUGUGACAUAUGCAAUAUAGAUAAAUCCUUAUCUAUUCUAUAUAUAUUUACUGCUCUGCUACAACAACUACCAACAACAACAAGUACUACUACAACAACAACAACAACGACACAACACAACCAUGCCUUUCAAACCAGGUGUUACCGGAAUGUGCCACAGCUCUAGAACCACCAACCCCUCUGCCCAUGCUGCCUAGGAGAUCCCUACCCCCCACGCAAGGAUGGCCAACCUAGGAAAAACAGGAAGUCUUUACCGGGGCUUGCGACAGCAUCCCCGUUACGUGGGUGAAAGUGUGUGUGUCUGUGGAGUGGAGUGGAGUGGAGUGGGGUGGGGGUGUGUGUGUGGGGGGGGUCUUCUCCAGACAGCCAGUUCCCCAGUGCCAUUUCCUGUCUGCAUCCUCCUCUUCAUAGGCUGUUGUGAGGAAGAGCAGCGCCUAUGCCUUCUGCUCCGCCUAAGUCCACCUCCUCAGAAACCUCCAGACGCACCUGGUCAGGUUGGUGUGUGUGUGUGGGGGGGGGGGGGGGGGGGGGAGGGGACAGGUACCGCAUUACAACUGCUGCCAUUUUUAACAGAGAGAAUGGACCAAACACAGGACCUAGAGCAAAACCAUGCUCUUGUCACACCCUUCAGAAACUCACCUCGGGGUAGGCUUUUUUUUUUUUUUUUUUUUUUUUCAAAACAGAAUUUAUGUGUCUGGUUUGUGGACAUCACCUUAAUCAGAAAGGCUGACUUUUUUGGCCCUGUCCAUGCCUCUGUCUGCUCCUCACGUGAACAGAAACGGCUGGAAAGCCUGGCUUAUGUGCCACCUUUCUCAGUGAUGUAACAAGCUAUCGGAAAAAUAAGACCACUGAUUAUCUGACACCUACGAGAGUGUGAUUAUGAUGUCACAAUGAAAACAUAAAGGAGUCAUGUCAGCAUCACUGAAGUUCGUCAGUCCCCUUGACAAAGACGAUUUCUCUCGUUAUUUUGUCAAGGGCACGUCAACCAACUGAUCAAGUAUUGGUAAAGAGGGUGAAGUGCAUCCAUUGAAAUAUAGCAAAUGAAUAUUUACUAAGCCAUAGGUUUUCCAACGUUUUGUGGCAAUGUUUUUCUACUAGAAUGUACAUUUUAUGAUGAAAAAAAAAUGUAACAUACAAUACUUCAUAUUUCAGUAGAGCAAGCCUUAAGGGACCAAUAGAGACAGGUUUGCUCUUGCUUUGUAAAAUGUAGGAUAUGAAAAUCAGAUUCAAAGCUCUGUGAAAAGGAAACUGUAAAUGUAGCACCAGGUAGUAGUUUAUAUUUUUGAAAGAUAGACCAUAUUGCCACACAUAUGUGCUAGGAGUUUGAUUUGGGACUAUUAUUCUUUUUUUUUUUGCUAAAUUAACUGUCUGGUUGAAAACAAGAUAGUGUCAGCAUCUGAUUUGCCAUAGAAUUUUGUACACAAUUUGGUUGUAGGGCAGGUUCACCCCCACCUCCACCCCCACACAGUGGAAUGUGAUCCCAUGUUUUAGUCAUAUUUUUCCCCUCUUUUUCCUGAUCUACAACAGCACUUUAGCAUGAGAGUAUUGUUACUUUCUUCGUCAUGACCAGUAAGAUUUCUGAAUGUCAGUAGCGUGACGGCAGUCUUGUCUCACGUCACGCCAUCCAUGUGGUUCGCCUUAUGCGCUUCAGCCCUUAAAAACCCACCACUCCAAAACGAUGCGUCUGUUCCGGUCAGCAAUAAGUGCCCUUCCUGCACACCCUGUGUCUGUGUGGUAAUAUGGUAGCACCCGUGUCUGUGUGGUAACCAUGGUAGCGAGUGAAGCUCGGAUCUGCACUUGUACGAUGUUGGAGUUUUGUCGAAAGCAUUUUGUCGCCCACUGCGGCUUCUGACUCUGUUGGCGCUACGGGGGUGGAGGUGGGGGGGCUCUGUUUGUCCCGGGCGGCACGAUGCACACUAUCGGAUGUACAUAUCCCCAAAUGCAUGAUGGAAGAAUGGCCUUUCACCAGGAUCUUUUUUUUAUUAUUAUUAUUGUGCCAGGGGCGAAGGGGUGGUGUGGGCUUCUGACUUGGUUUGGCCACACCCUUUUCCUAACUCUCUUUAGAGAAAAUGCCAGGCCACUGUCUGGUCACAGUUGAAUUGGUGAAGCAUUAACUAAAUAUCUAUGGAGCGUUUACUUACUUUUUGAAGACAGAUUUGUCUGCGUGCUUGGCCAGUAUUGCCUAGUAUUGCAUUCUUUUGUUCAGUGUUGUUUUUGUUUUGUCCCUGACCAGGGAGCCCCAACCCUGUUGAUUCGGUCUGGGCCUUUAUGCAAUACCAAUGGUUCCUGUUACAUGCUGAGAAAUGUUAUAAAAAAAAUCCUGAAUGAAGUUAUCUUAGACAUUUGUGGAUAGGAAUAAAACUAUUAUCAAUAAUAUUUAAAUGUUUAUGUUUCUGUGUAUCAGUGUGGGAAACACUUGGUCUUGUACAGUUGGGUAACAGAAAUCAUAUGAACAAAACAGUGUAAGCUAUCCUAAUUAUUGCAUAAAAAAGCAUUGUAUAUAGCUGCUAUUUGAAAUGAUGGAAUGAUCGUUUCAUAGAGAUGAAAUUAAAUUAAUGAAGAUGAGAGAAUUCAGAUGUACGUUGUGGAGGGUUCUCUGUAGAGGAGAAUGGCCGUGUCGGAUAGUGUCCGCGGGUGGGGAGCGCUGUGGUCUCACUAUGCCAGAGCCUUCGCCAGGCCAACCCUCAUCUCUUUCCAAUAGCAUUUCUGUCUUAAGAAAAUCACCAGCAGCCUCUUUUACUUUCUUUUCUUUUUUUCUUUUUGCUGUUCGCAAAAACUUCAAAUGGUGGCUCAAGGUAAAAGCAUCACACACAUCCAGGUACUCCUAUUGUCUCUUGCGCUCUGUCAGCGACGUGCAGGUAUUUCUACCGGCCAUCAGGGCGGCGACACACCAGCUAUGACUUAAACCUACAAAUACAACUCAUACCUGUACACCUCUGGUUCCAUGCAAAUGAAUGGGUGCGGAGAGACGGGGGAACAUGUCUCCCUCGCCAUGGCAACAUGCCCAUCUCUCCGCAUUGCUCAUGUUUUCCUCGAUGUCAGACUUACAGCGCCUCUGGCCUUAUCUUCUACUCCAGCCAAGGGGAGAGAUAAGCAUGGAGUGCUCAGUGGACACACACACCAUUUGUGUGUGUGUGUUUUUUGUUUGUUUGUUUUUGUUUGUCAACACGCAGUUCAGGAGAAGAGGUAUGCAAUGUACCCUUUUGUUACCCAGACGCUAAAAUGUCGGCAGUUUCACCACCAGAUAUGCAAUUUGUGACACGAAACACAUUAUGCAGUCUUAUUUUUAUUUCUCCAUCACAACAAUGCACAGGACCUUCACAGUGUCGGGAUGGCAGUUUUUAAAUUAGUCUCUUUGUAUUGAGCAUGAUCCCGGCGAACCAGGGACGCCGAAGCCGCGCCUGACAUAAAAAUAAACACUAGUGAAUGUGCAUAAUGCAAACGGCUUGUCGUCCCAGGAACGACUGCCCCAGAAUAACAGCACAAUUAGCAUAACUCAAGUAAAGGUCAUGCCAAAACCAAAAGGGGGACCUGUUCUUCUUUAUGCAAAACUGUAUGGGCAACAUGCCCUUCGUCCUCGGGGCUGGCAUUUGCUUCAUUGACAACUGCAGCGUAAACAUAUGCAGACUCUGUGCUUAUCAAUUAACACUGUGACAAGAGACUGCCUAGGAAUGCACAGGAGCUUCAGAAAUACCAAAAAGUAAAAAAAAAAAAUUUAAAAAAAUCAAUAGAAUAAAAAACAGCACUUGCAUUUUUGAUUUGGGAAACUUGUGAAAACUGCCAGCUAACCAACAGCACAGGACAUUUUUGUUUGGGUCGCAAAAGGAUGUCAUUACCCAGGGUGCUUUUCUGCUCAGUGGCUGCUCCUGUGACAACAUUGUGUCAAAGGUAGAAGAAAGCUUUAUCAUGUUUUGUUUGGUGCCUAAGUUUGAAUAAAUAAACAUGCAUUUAAUUUUGUUAUUCCACCUAGACUGAUGCACAGCAUGUGGGUUUGAUUUCUAAUGUUUGCAUCACUUGCUUUUUAAGUAAUUUAUUAAAAGCUGAAAAAAAAAUGAUAAUGUAAUUAACUGGUUUUUAAAAAGGUCAUAAUCAAGAGAAAAUAUACCUCCUUUGAAGACCAAUGUUUUUACCUCAGUGUGUAGCCUAGAUCUGAUUUGUUUACUCCAGGUUUGCGAAUUUUAUUUCUAUGAAAUGCUAAAUUGAAGAGAAGAAGGAAAAAAAAAGCGAAUUUUGUUGAUAGCAUUUGUAUUUGUGUUCUGUGUCUGUUCCAGUCUGUUCCUCCUCCUACCAUGACCUGUAGAUAACUUUUAGUUUGUCUAAAUUGUAAGUGCUUUACUGAUGUCAAACCCCUUUGUCCUUUUUAAAGAAAUGCUCUUUCUCUAUGCUAUGUAAAAUGCCUUGUGUACUUUUCUUUAAAAUGAUAUAUAAUGUAUGUAAUGAAAACAGAAUGGACUGAGAAGUGGUUGAACUUGGAAAAGGACUCUUAUCUUAUAGAGCUGGCUUGUCCUCUGGAUCCCUGUACUAUCAGAGGCCGACAUGUUGCAUUUGUAUUGCCCAGUAGCACUAAACUUGAAGUGCCCUGAGCAGGAGCUGUUGAAGCACCUUCACUACGCCCUGUUGCAGUGUGGUUCGUAGCAUAUACUCCCAGAUGCCCCUCACACGAAGGGAUUGGAAAGGUCAUUCUGAGCGUUUGGGCAGGGUGAGGCAAAGGGCACCAGAUAGCUGCAUAUUCAUGGAUGGAUCCAUGCCACACUGGGGUCAGAUCUGUCCCACAGUCCACUGCUAUGUGGGAAGCUGUACCAGAAUUAGUGUCCCUGAAGGUGUUCCACAGCUCCUGUGUAGGGUCCCUCAGUCAAGCAUUACCGAUGUUCUUUGUUUUUGUUUUAUUUUUAAGAUGUAAGAUGAACGAUCAACAUAGGAACCUAGCAGAGUGAAGCUGAUGCUGUUGCACUCUAACCUAGUGGACUAGGAAGUGGUGUGAAUAAAAUCCAUUCAAGUUUUUCAGCAA